Molecule: messenger RNA, 1386 nt
Organism: Myxozyma melibiosi
Lineage: Eukaryota; Fungi; Ascomycota; Lipomycetes; Lipomycetales; Lipomycetaceae
Product: anaphase-promoting complex subunit 10
Exons: 4
Coding region: 199-891 (230 amino acids)
Biological process (GO): protein K11-linked ubiquitination; anaphase-promoting complex-dependent catabolic process
Cellular component (GO): anaphase-promoting complex
Source: RefSeq, a predicted model, not a curated record
GUAAAACAGUACAGAGAAGCAGAAAAUGUGAGUAGCAAGCAGUAGAAUGAAGCAAGCACGCGCAGGGAUUUGUUUACGCAUAUACAGAACCCACGUGAGCCGCAUCCUCCCAACGCGCACUCGACGCGCUUAAGAAAAAGUGCAUGAAGACAAAGUCGGCAACGAGCAGACGAGUAUCAGAGUGAUUUUGACGAGAGUAUGGACCGCUCGCGCGAAGAGGAGUUUGUGGAUGCGCCGCCGGUGGGCGAGGAGGAAGUCGGCGCAGAGUACGUGGAUGAGGACGAGGUUAUGGCGUCUGAUGAGCGCGAGGCGGAUGAUGAUGAUGAGCAAGGAGAAGGGGCAGCGACUGGUGCGGAGACGGCGGAGCAGAUGCCAGAGAUUCCACUCAAAGAUAUCGGCAACCAAGCGAUCUGGACGCUGUCGACGUGGAAGCCCGGGUUCGGCGUGACGGCGCUGCUGUCUGAAAACACGGAUCUGUACUGGCAAUCCGACGCGCCGCAACCGCACCAUGUCGAUAUCCAUUUCGCGAAGCGGGUCGAGAUUGCAAAGAUCAUGCUGUAUUUGGAUUACAAGCGGGACGAGUCGUAUACGCCGUCGAAGAUCGCGGUGUUUGCGGGGUCGGGGUAUCAUGAUUUGCACGAGGUUAUGGCGCUGGGGUUGGAGGAGCCGGUGGGGUGGAUAAAUAUAUCGCUUGCGCAUGCGGGGAAGGAUGGAUAUCUGAAAGCAUUUCUAGUCCGGCUGAGUGUACUGCAGAACCACCAAACCGGCAAAGACACACAUAUUCGAGGCAUCCAGAUUCUGUCGCCGGAUCGACAAGUGAGUGAUAUUUUAGAUGAUGACGGGGUGCCGUUUAGUAGCAUUGCAUUGCUUGCCCAUAGCACGAUCAGAUAGUGGUCCUGCUAGGAGAUGAGGAGAUAUAUAUUGUUGCUAUUAAGAAACAAAGAGGGGAGUCAAUGGUCUGCAUAGGACUGUUGUCUGCAUACAAGAUAUUAAUACAUCUACGAUAUCCAACCAACUGAGGAGGACUGAGAAGGAAGACAUCCUAAGGAAGACAAGGACAUCUUCCCCUCCCCCACUCAGCCAGCAGCCUGCCCGCAGCCCGCCCUCAUCCGCCGCUGCAGCACCGUCGUCUCGCAAGUUCCAUGACGCCAUCACCUUCGCGCCGGCCAUUCACCAGGCCCGAAAAGCCAGGAGCACAGGCAGUAAGCGGUUCCGGCGGGGCCCGUGAUUGGCCGGGAAGGCUCCGGGGAGGCCCAGGCAGCCAUGUGGCUUGGGUGCUGCGCCACGUCGGAGCGAGUGGCGGCCAAUCGGAAAGGUUCGAAAACCAAACCGGCUGCGGUGCUGUAUAAAAUACUCGACUACUCUUGCUGCUCCUUCUCUUCUUCC